This is a messenger RNA of Owenia fusiformis, 653 nucleotides long. The record is from the annotation of a GenBank genome assembly. NCBI's taxonomy places the organism in Eukaryota, Metazoa, Annelida, Polychaeta, Sabellida, Oweniidae.
CAAGAAACAUCGAAUUCAACAUUUCUGGAAAACAACCUGCAGAAUUUAACAUGGAACAAUUCAAGAUGGUAUUUGGAGGCGAACGUUUCUCAUGGCUGCUCAUCUUUGUUAUUCUAGCUUCAAUGGAGAAGGGUGGACGCGCAAUAAGUGCUGUUGACAAGGCAAAUAUAGAAAAAGGCUUCACAGCUGGAACAGCAAUUCUCAACUAUAUUGCGGAGAAAGAAUUUAUAGAGGCUUUAACUGCAAUAGCCAAAGGUAUUGGUCCAUUCCUGGGUGCUUUCGGUCCGUUUCUUAGUUUUAUCCUCGCGUUUAUACCAGCCUCUGAUUCGGCUGUCCUGGCAUACCUAAAAGACAUGAUGGAAAACAUUGAUAACAGAUUCAAUCGACUGGACUCACGCUUCGAUGAAAUCCAACGCUUGAUUGAUUGGAAUAAGGUGGCGGUGAACUUUGGUCAAAUCGAACAAAAGAUCUUGGCAAUGGAUGUAGAACACAGACAUCUUUAUACCAGUGGGGCACCUCCGGCGAAUAGGAAACGCGUAUUCGUUACACACUUCGAAAGUGACUUUCAGCUUAGUGGGUUGAAAUUGUAUAACGCAAUCGUGUAUACACACGGUACAUUUCAGGAAAAUCUCGGAGAAUCGGUUAUGCGCUAA